CGGGCGACCAGAAGCCGCUUCAUUCAUGCCGGCAGCACGAAGACCGCGGCAGCAGCUCUGACAGUAUGGACGUGUUAAACAGCCCGCUGGGCUGGGGUGCCGUAGCUGGACUGAGCGCUGGCCUCCUCCUCGGCUGGCACGUUCGGGGUCGCUUUGGGCCGACAUCCAAAACCCUGAUGACAGCGGUGGGGAACGGUGCAGGUGAAGCAAGCGUGAUGGGAGAAGGAGGCGAGUUCAAGAUGAUCCUGGUGGUCCGAAAUGACCUGAAGAUGGGCAAAGGGAAGGUCGCUGCCCAGUGCUCGCACGCUGCCGUGUCCGCCUACAAGCAGGUCCAACGCAGGAACCCCGAGCUGCUCAAGCAGUGGGAGUACUGCGGGCAGCCCAAGGUGGUGGUGAAGGCCCCCGAUGAGGACGCCCUGAUCGAUCUGCUGGGUCGUGCCAAAGAAGUGGGGCUUCCUGUCAGCCUGAUCCAGGAUGCAGGACGGACACAAAUCGCACCCGGGUCACGCACUGUGCUGGGCGUCGGUCCAGGCCCUGCUGAUCUGAUCGACAGUGUCACCGGAGACUUGAAGCUCUAUUAGAGUUCUGAUUUACAAUUUCCUGGCUGUUCAGAUAUUUGCAAGUUGAGCUCCCAUGAGUUUCUAUUUUUAUACGACUCCCCCAGUCCAGUGCACUUCGUCACAACAGGAACCAGCUGAUUCUGGAGCAGCAGUGGUGACGUCUUGCUGUGGCACAAACACAGGGAACAGUUUCCGUGCAGCCGGUCGGUUCUGAUGCUCAGAAACAUUUAUGAUGACACGGUGCCACUGUAGCUGAUUUCAUUGCAGCACAGUGAAGUAAGGAGUUACGAUGUCCAAUUUAUGUACUGUUCAUGAUACAAGAAAAUAAAUUGUAAAAUGAGC
Stegastes partitus (bicolor damselfish) is the source of this 902-nucleotide messenger RNA. RefSeq names its product peptidyl-tRNA hydrolase 2 (gene ptrh2). Gene Ontology annotation, biological process: positive regulation of anoikis; negative regulation of anoikis. The transcript has 2 exons. Gene Ontology annotation, molecular function: peptidyl-tRNA hydrolase activity. The coding region runs from base 66 to 581 and encodes 171 amino acids. NCBI's taxonomy places the organism in Eukaryota, Metazoa, Chordata, Actinopteri, Pomacentridae. The record is from RefSeq and is a predicted model, not a curated record. Gene Ontology annotation, cellular component: cytosol.